Drosophila grimshawi is the source of this 1100-nucleotide messenger RNA. Its product is annotated as methionyl-tRNA formyltransferase, mitochondrial. Gene Ontology annotation, molecular function: methionyl-tRNA formyltransferase activity. The record is from RefSeq and is a predicted model, not a curated record. Gene Ontology annotation, cellular component: mitochondrion. The transcript is spliced from 3 exons. Gene Ontology annotation, biological process: biosynthetic process; conversion of methionyl-tRNA to N-formyl-methionyl-tRNA. Lineage: Eukaryota; Metazoa; Arthropoda; Insecta; Diptera; Drosophilidae. Bases 26 to 1075 code for a protein of 349 amino acids.
UUAAAUUGUGUAAACAGCUGUGAAGAUGUUAUGCGGCAAGAGUUUAGCAAAUAACUUUUUUAAAUAUAAGAGAAAAGUGUAUGGAAACAUCUGGCAGAGCAGCAGGCGCUGUAAGAUAACACACCAAUCGCCCAAAGUUUUGUUCUUCGGCACUGACAACUUCUCGUUGCCAAGUCUAACAAAGUUACAUCAAAGUAAAGUCGAUGUUGCCGUGGUCACCUCCUUCAAAAGCCCGGCAAAUUGUGUGCGAAGCUAUGCGGAUAAGCACAAACUGCCGCUUUAUCGUUGGCCCAUAACGGCGGAACAAUGCACCCCCUUCGAGUUGGGCAUCGUGGUGUCCUUUGGCCAUUUGAUACCGCUGCACAUCAUUAACGCAUUGCCGCGGGGCAUCAUCAAUGUGCACGCCAGUUUGUUGCCUCGUUGGCGGGGAGCUGCGCCUAUUAUAUAUGCGAUCAUGAAUGGAGAUGCGAAGACGGGCAUUUCCAUAAUGCAAAUACAGCCUCAUCGCUUCGACAUCGGUCCCAUCCUCAAUCAGCGCGAGAUUUCCCUGAGAAGCGACAUCUUCUUGCCUGAGUUGCACUCAACCUUGUCGCAAUUGGGCGCCGAGCUGCUUGUGGAUACAGUCCAUCACCUGGAGGAGAGACUCUCAAAAGUGACGCCUCAAGAUGAAACACUUGCCACUUAUGCUCCCAAAAUAACGCCACAAAUUACGGAGAUCGUUUGGAGUCAUCAAACAGCGCUAGAGAUCUUUGCGCGGCAUCGUGCACUUUAUGGCUUCAAGCAUCUAAGCACAAGCUUCGAGGAGCGACAAAUUCAACUGCUCGAGCUGAAGCAGCACGAAAGGGAGUGGGACAGAGCAGCUGCUCCAACUGCAGCCUUAGCUCCUGGCUGCUUUUGCUUUAAUCGCCUGCGCAGAUCGCUGAUAAUUGGCUGUGCAGGCGGCACUCAGCUGGAGUUGAAGCAGCUCCGCUUGGAGGGCAGGAGACCGAUGAGUGCCCAGGAUUUCAACAAUGGUUAUCUCAAGCGUGCACAAUCCCGGCAAUUUACGCAGAAUAAACAAAUCGCAAUUUAUUGAUUGAUGAUAAAAUUUUUAACCCAAA